This is a messenger RNA of Aaosphaeria arxii CBS 175.79, 346 nucleotides long. RefSeq lists its product as uncharacterized. The coding region runs from base 18 to 254 and encodes 78 amino acids. The record is from RefSeq and is a predicted model, not a curated record. The transcript has 2 exons. Lineage: Eukaryota; Fungi; Ascomycota; Dothideomycetes; Pleosporales.
CUGGAGCAGCCACAACGAUGCAAUGUCGCUCUCACAAAUGUCUUAUGGCAUUUAGAUCGCAUUGGCAAGAAAUCGGUUCCCCACUCGGCUUGAUUCUCUUAAUUAUGGCAAAUUCCCAGUCUGAUGUGAAUGAGUUGUCAACUCCAUUCACCGUCGCAGGCGGAAGUUGCGAUAAGACUGGAGAGGACAGGCACAACGCGAUGGUAGAAAAACGCACUGUAGUUGGAAUACAACGUCGUUGGCGAUGCUCAUAAGAGAAAAGAUCUGUGACGGCGAUCAUGCACGACUACUGCGCGAGAAUAUUGGGUGGCUGAUGAUGCCGACUCGAGGCAGCCCGUGUACGUCG